ACGCACAUCUCGGUGUCGCUACGACGAACUGCUACUCUACCCCAUCACACCUCGUACGACCACCUCAGAGAAUGUUCCCGAGGGGGUCUUUAGCUCUGAAAAUACCGGUAGAGGUGUGCCGGAAGGAGAGAUUACGCUGUUUCGCCUCCAGCGCUCGAAGUGCCGCCAGAUCCAAGGGCAGUCAUUAUGAUGCCCUCAUGUUGCCGAAGAAUGCGACCAAGCAACAGGUCAAGGCGAAGUUCUAUGAGCUGUCUAAAAAAUACCACCCUGACAAGACUGGCGGCGAUAUAUCCAAGUUUCACGAAAUCAAUGAUGCCUACGCGACGCUGGGUGAUGAAAGCAAAAGACGGCAGUAUGAUCUCUCAAUAACACCAGCUUCCCAAUCUCCUCGCCGGCCCCAUGCUUCCAAUCCCGCACAUCAUUCUUCAUUCCACCCAAAUGAUCCAUACUUACAUCGUGCAGCGCAAGGCCCACAUAGGGCCUGGCAUGGUCAACACGCUUCCUCACAUCCACCCCCAGGUUGGCGACCUAAGACCGAGACAUACAACCCCUUUGGUCAUCGAACACCACCUAACUGGCAGUACUCUCCCGGGUAUAAUUAUUCGUACGCCCCCAAUGCUCGUACGACGGAUCGUGCAGGAUGGGGAAAGCGAAGGCCAAGUCAAGGAGAUAAGGAAGAAAAACAUGCAGGAGGCGGAGGGAUAUGGAGGUUUGUCAUUACUGUGGGAUUGAUUUUCACUGUGAUUUCGCUGGGAGGUAGUCUGACGGCAAACACGGAGAGUGAGGAAGACUGGGCAAUCGAGUCACAGGGCGAAGAUGAGGAAAUAAAUUCAUCACGGCCUUCUUAUCGCAGGGCAACAUAGAGCAAUGCGUGCACCGUUAGUAGUGCUUGUACGUACUAUCAGUGACCAAGAUGUUCAUUGCUUGUAACAGUAUGCAGCAUAAUAUACAUAG
This is a messenger RNA of Cryptococcus deneoformans JEC21, 954 nucleotides long. RefSeq lists its product as hypothetical. The record is from RefSeq and is a predicted model, not a curated record. The coding region runs from base 72 to 863 and encodes 263 amino acids. Lineage: Eukaryota; Fungi; Basidiomycota; Tremellomycetes; Tremellales; Cryptococcaceae. The transcript has 3 exons.